This is a messenger RNA of Cannabis sativa, 836 nucleotides long. RefSeq names its product calvin cycle protein CP12-1, chloroplastic-like. The transcript has a single exon. NCBI's taxonomy places the organism in Eukaryota, Viridiplantae, Streptophyta, Magnoliopsida, Rosales, Cannabaceae. Bases 225 to 608 code for a protein of 127 amino acids. The record is from RefSeq and is a predicted model, not a curated record. Gene Ontology annotation, cellular component: chloroplast. Gene Ontology annotation, biological process: negative regulation of reductive pentose-phosphate cycle.
GGUGGAGUAAAGCGAACAUAUUGAAAAGAGAGAUUUUUUGUUUCAAGAAAUAUCUGCCACAAAUGCUGACGUGGAGGCAUAUGGUUGGUUAAGAUCUGAUAAGAAUUGUGUGCUCGUAAAGCACUCAAACCCCAAAUUAUAACCCAUAUUAUCAUCACAACUUUCUACUACAUUUCACAUUUCACAUUUCGCUUAAGCAUCUCCCCCAAAAAAACAAUAUCAAAAUGGCAACCACAAUGGCUGGCAUGAGCCUCUCGGCCCCAAGAAUCGUAGCAGGAGUAGACUCAGUGAAGGUCCAGCCCUUCAAGCCCGCCACGUGGCUGAACCAGCCAUGGAAGAGGAGUACUAGCGGCCGCUUGGCUUCCGUACGUCCCUUGUUCGCGGCGCCAGAUCAGAUAUCUGAGAAGGUAGCCGAGAGCAUCAAGAGCGCCGAAAGCGCUUGCUCUGACAACCCGGCUAGCGGCGAGUGCGUGGCGGCGUGGGACGAAGUGGAGGAGCUGAGCGCCGCGGCUAGCCACGCCAGGGACAAGAAGAAGACUUCUGACCCCUUGGAGGAGUACUGUAAGGACAACCCAGAAACUGAUGAGUGCCGUACUUAUGAAGAUUGAUUGAAUUUAUAGCAUAGCGUAAAUUCCAAAGUUACUUCUUCUUCUUCUUAUUUUGAUAUUAUUUACUAUUAAGAAAGGGAAAAAAAAAAGUUUAUAAUUAGCUGUGUUAUAUAUUAUAUGACGCACUUAUUAAUUUGUACGUGUUUGUUAAUUAAUCUCCAUGAAGCCACAACUUAAUUAUAUUAUUUUGGUGAUGAUGAUAAUUAUUACUUCUUAGUUCUUAUUAAA